GAUUUGCCAUUCCCAAACUUGGCCCAAUGCAGGAGGCCGUGAGGAAGAGGAAGAUGUCCCGGGAGCCCCAGGCAGGUGAGGAGGAAGUCAGUGCCCCUUUCCCCCUCUGUCCUGCUCCAUCUCCCAGCCCAGCACGGCCCCUGGCUGCAGGACAACCCUGCUGCCAAAGCUGUCCUGCUGGGGAUGCACUGGGGGGAUCUCCUUGCCCUUCCCUGUGGCACGGAGGCAAAUCCCAUCCUCUCCUUGUCCUUCCUUCCCCAGACCAGGAGCUGAGGAUGGAGACCAGGGAGGACAAAUCCCCACAGCAGAACCUUGUGGAAGAGCCUGUUUUGAGCGGCUCCACAGCACAGGAAUCCAAUGGGGAGGAAAAGCCCCGGACAUCAGGCACAAGGAGAGGCUGCAGACACAGAUCACAGGGAUCUGAGGGGGAAAGACCCACCCGAGGCUUGGGAGGCGGCCGGAGCUCAGAGCUGGGAGCAACUUCAAGAUGAGGAGAAGCCCCACAAGUGCUUGGAAUGUGGGAAGAGCUUCAGCCAGGGCUUCAAUCUCCUCACCCACCUUUGGGUGCACACGGGGGAGCGGCACUGGGAGUGUAGGGAAUAUGGCAAGAGGUACAGGCACAGCUCCCACCUCUACCACCAGCAGGUGCACACCACAGAACAGCCCUACACGUGCUUGGAAUGUGGGAAGAGCUUCAGUGUUCGAUCCACUCUGACCUCCCACCAGAAGGUCCACACUGGGGAACAGCCCCACGAGUGUUCCGAGUGUGGGAAAAAGGCUCGGAGCAGUUUGGAUCUCCUCAAGCACAGCACACCAGUGUCCCGAGUGUGGGAAUACCUUCAGGCACAGCUGUAGCUCGACCCAACACAAACAGAGCCACCACUAAGAGAAGCCCUGAGAGUGCCCUGAGUGCGGGAAGAGCUUCCUGUGCUGCUCCAGCUCCAAGCCCCAUGGGAGGAUCCACGCUGGAUGGUCCCCAGUGACCCCCGGUGGGCAGAGCCCGGUGAUCCAUGUUGGGAAGGCACCUGCCUGCGGGCUCCACAUCCUCCUGGGUCCCCAUGGCCUGGGUUUUCUUUUCAUUUCUCUUUGUCCCUUCAAAACACCCAAAACUGGAGUAAAAAAAUAAAGACAUUGAACGGAGA
This is a messenger RNA of Melospiza georgiana, 1142 nucleotides long. RefSeq names its product zinc finger protein 3-like. The record is from RefSeq and is a predicted model, not a curated record. Lineage: Eukaryota; Metazoa; Chordata; Aves; Passeriformes; Passerellidae. The transcript has a single exon. The coding region runs from base 358 to 855 and encodes 165 amino acids. Gene Ontology annotation, molecular function: DNA-binding transcription factor activity, RNA polymerase II-specific; RNA polymerase II cis-regulatory region sequence-specific DNA binding. Gene Ontology annotation, biological process: regulation of transcription by RNA polymerase II.